Molecule: messenger RNA, 563 nt
Organism: Dothidotthia symphoricarpi CBS 119687
Lineage: Eukaryota; Fungi; Ascomycota; Dothideomycetes; Pleosporales; Dothidotthiaceae
Exons: 2
Coding region: 93-359 (88 amino acids)
Source: RefSeq, a predicted model, not a curated record
UUCACCGCUGCCCUUUUACUAGACUUGAAAUCUAACACCUUCAACGUUCCCUCCUGACGAUCCCAUCCUAAAAUCGCGCUGGUGGAUUCAAAAUGGGACAGAGCCAAUCACAACAGCCUGUUGAAACCCCUGAACCGGCGAUCAGUGCGGAGGAGCGGGCCCAGGCUUUGGAAGAGAUGCGUGCGAAACAACAAGCAGCCCUCGACAAGCGUUUUGCGAAAAAGCCGACUGCAGCGUUGACUGCCAUACCCCAAGCGACAAAAGCCUCCAGAAAGCUCAAUGCUUUGGAGCAAAUGAGUAAAGAGAACGUGGGUUGGCGAGAUGCGGAUGCGCAAGCGGAUUUAAGGCGUUGGGAUUAAGUUACUUGGAUUAUUAUGUUGGUUGGGGGCCAGGAAAAUUGACACGAGUUAAUAACAAAAAGCAACGAGAUGGCUUGGCAGGGCUUCUGUGUAUGCUUGAGAGAGUUUGGCAAACUCGAACUGAAACAUCCACCGAUUACUGAUCCACAUAAAGACGUUUCGUGUCACCUCUACAUAGUCACCACAUCGAAUUGAGUAGCCUCG